Molecule: messenger RNA, 1880 nt
Organism: Eutrema salsugineum
Lineage: Eukaryota; Viridiplantae; Streptophyta; Magnoliopsida; Brassicales; Brassicaceae
Product: WAS/WASL-interacting protein family member 1
Exons: 4
Coding region: 40-1635 (531 amino acids)
Source: RefSeq, a predicted model, not a curated record
AAUCUUCCAUCGCCAUUGUUUGCUUGAAGAAAUCUCCAGAUGAGAGGUGCUAUAGGAAGAAGAUUAUCAAACCCUAAUAAUGUCUUUAGCCUUACAUCAAUAGUCAAGCAGACUCCAUUUCUAAUCCAACCCACUUCUCAUUUCUCCUCUUCCUCCGACGGCGCUGGCCGUGGCCGUGGACGAGGUUCUGGAUUCGGCGGUGGAGAUGGAGGAUUUCCCGCCGCUGGAAGGGGACAAUUCGGUAUCAAUCGUGAACCGGAAAGGGCUAACGAAGCGGCGGGUCACGGACGUGGCUCGUCGGAAUCGCAAUCUCCCGGUGGAUAUGGUCACGGUCGUGGCCGUCCGAUCCAAUCUGACCCGAUUUCACCUGCGUUUUCCUCUUUUGUUAGACCGGAUUCUCCUAGCGUUGGCCGUGGAAGAGGAUCCGUCGGAUCAGACCCGGUUUCACCUUUCGCUGCUCCGUCGCCUCCGCCGCCCAGGGAUCAGUCUCAUCGUCCCCAAUUGAGCAGUGAAGAGCAACCGCAAUCUCCGCCUGUCUUUGCGAAGCUUCAGGAGAUGAAGGAUGCAACAUCGUCGCCGCCGCCACCACCAACAGAGUCUAAAUCUGGGCAAACCGCUCCGCUCAACAACAUAUUCAAUGGUUUAGGAAGCGAGUUUUCACAACCUAAUCAGAGAAUCGUUCCAGGAAGUGGAGCAGGUCGAGGAAAGCCUUUUGUGGAAUCCGCUCCAUUGCAACAAGAAGAAAAUCGCCACAUUCGACGCCCUCAGCCUCCGCCGCCGCAGCAGCAGCAGCAGCGAUCGCAACCGCAACCGCAGCAUCAGCAGAAGCGGGUUCAACCGCCCAAGGAUGAAGCUCCCCGGCCGAAAUUGAGUAUUGAAGAAGCUGGAAGAAGAGCAAGGAGCCAGCUUUCACGCGGUGAAGCUGAAGGAGGCGGUUUAAGAGGAAGAGGUGGAGGGAGAGGAAGAGGAAGAGGAGCAAGAGGGAGAGGGAGAGGAAGAGGUGGUGAAGGAUGGAGAGAUGUUAAGAUGGAAGAGGAAGCUGAACAAGAGGCUAUCAGUACAUUCGUUGGUGAUUCUGCCGAUGGAGAGAAAUUUGCUAACAAAAUGGGACCUGAGAUUAUGAAAAUGCUAGCAGAUGGUUAUGAAGAUAUAUGCGAGAGGGCUUUGCCGUCUACUGCUAAUGAUGCCGUUUUGGACGCUUAUGAAACCAAUCUCAUGAUUGAGUGUGAGCCAGAAUAUCUGAUGCCGGCCUUUGGUUCGAAUCCUGACAUUGAUGAGAAGCCACCAAUGUCUCUGCGCGAGUGCCUUGAGAAGGUGAAGCCUUUUAUAGUGGCUUACGAGGGUAUCAAGGAUCAAGAAGAAUGGGAGGAAGCAAUUGAUGAAGUGAUGGCGCAAGCUCCCCUUAUUAAAGAGAUUGUUGAUCACUACAGUGGUCCUGAUCGAGUAACUGCUAAGAAACAGAACGAGGAGCUGGAUAGAAUUGCCACAACAGUUCCCAAAAGUGCACCUGAUUCUGUGAAACGAUUUGCAGAUCGUGCUGCUCUUAGUCUUAAGAGUAAUCCUGGUUGGGGUUUUGACAAGAAAUACCAGUUCAUGGACAAGCUCGUCGCAGAGGUGUCGCAGAGUUACAAAUAGAGAACUCUGGUUUCAAUUUUUUUUUAAAGGUUCAUCGCUGCCUUUGAUUCUAGAUCUUGCCUCGACUUAGACGGUACCCGUUUAUUUUCCAUGAUACGUUUCCAGGGUUUCCGUAAUAACGGCAUUGUUCUACCAAUCUUUGCAAGUCAGAGAUUAUGCUGUGCACCUGUUUGAUGGGUUUCUAAGCCUGUUUUUGGAUAUUUGUAAACGGGAAAAAGAAAGGUUUUUAUGGUUAUAGUGACUAA